Messenger RNA from Zingiber officinale, 1177 nucleotides. RefSeq names its product calcineurin B-like protein 4. The transcript is spliced from 8 exons. The record is from RefSeq and is a predicted model, not a curated record. Gene Ontology annotation, molecular function: calcium ion binding; kinase binding. Bases 180 to 935 code for a protein of 251 amino acids. Gene Ontology annotation, biological process: calcium-mediated signaling. NCBI's taxonomy places the organism in Eukaryota, Viridiplantae, Streptophyta, Magnoliopsida, Zingiberales, Zingiberaceae.
AGUCGAGGAGCCGAGGAGGAGGAAGGAGGCGGCACCUGAUCUCCGAAGGACUCAUAGCGGCGCGAGGUCGAUGGUGUCGGAUUCGCCGUCGUAAGAGGAGCUCUCCCUAAGCAAGUCAUUAAACUGAAUUGAGAUACAGCUCGCCUUACCUUGAUAUCUAUGGUUUGGUUGCUAAUCUGAUGGGCUGUUUCUCUUCUAAGAUUACUGACAAACACGCAGUCGGAUACGAGGACCCUGUGGUUCUUGCUUCUCAAACAAAUUUCACUGUCAAUGACGUAGAAGCACUUCAUGAGCUAUUUAAAAAGUUGAGUUGUUUGAUCAUUCCGGACGGGCUAAUCCAUCGGGAAGAAUUCCAGCUUGCUUUGUUCAGGAACAGCAACAGAAGAAAUCUUUUUGCAGACAGGGUAUUUGACUUGUUUGAUAUCAAACGAAAUGGGGCUAUUGAGUUUGGAGAAUUUGUUCGGUCGCUUAGCAUCUUUCACCCAAGAGCUCCAGAAUCAGAGAAAAUUGAAUUUGCAUUUAAACUGUAUGAUUUAAGGCAAACUGGCUUCAUAGAACCCGAGGAGGUGAGCAUAAUUUCGUUUUUCAAUCUUGAGAUUUCCUCCUUGUUGGAUGUUUGUUGUUGGAUUUUUUAUAUUGCAUGGUUAAUCUUACCUUUUGAAAAACAUUCUCAGUUGAAGGAGAUGGUGUUGGCUAUUCUCAGUGAAUCAGAAUUGUCUCUUUCAGAUGAACUCGUCGAAGAAAUUGUCGAUAAGAGUUUCAAUCAGGCGGAUGCAAGAGGCGAUGGGAAGAUCGACCCAGAUGAAUGGAAGGAUUUUGUCAAAAAAAAUCCAUCUCUGCUCAGGAAUAUGACUCUUCCUUAUUUAUCGGACAUAACAACAUCAUUCCCUAGUUUCGUCAUGCAAGCAGACAACAGCGACACCGAUACCAUAUGAUGUUAUAUCGAUGACUGUCUAGCCGUAUUCUGAAGGAUUACGACCAGUGGUUGCUUCAAAUCUUCUGCAGGAGUGAUGUUGAGGAUUGCAUAGAGGUGGUAUAGUAUUAGAGAACUAACUAGCAUGGGAAUGCCCGGACCCAUAUAACUACGUAUUUUGAAUUUUCACGUUAUUAUUACAUUAUGGACUUUUAAUCAAAUUCACACUGUACACUGUAGCCCAGGUAGAGCGGAUGGCCUAGG